Molecule: messenger RNA, 2855 nt
Organism: Brassica napus (rape)
Lineage: Eukaryota; Viridiplantae; Streptophyta; Magnoliopsida; Brassicales; Brassicaceae
Product: ras-related protein Rab11E-like
Exons: 6
Coding region: 695-1051 (118 amino acids)
Cellular component (GO): endosome
Molecular function (GO): GTP binding; GTPase activity
Source: RefSeq, a predicted model, not a curated record
UAGUUCGCGGUAGCACGAAUUCACGAACUGCUGCUAAAAGUGUCAAAAUCUGGAUCCUAACUCUAUCGUAGCAUUAAAAUCGGGCUACAGAUAUUUUUACUUAAUAAAGCCUAAAAAUCACCACUAUAGCGGGAAAGUCAUGUUGGAGGCAAAACACUUGGCCAAAAUUUUAGCUUUUGUGCCAUUUAGGUAGAGUUUUUAUUUUUUCUUUACAAAAAAAAAAUCACUCAUUCUAAUUCAUAGAAAAAAAAACUAUUCUCUCAUCUUUCUCCUCCUCCAUAGUCGAACUUAUUUCUCUAAUCAAUUUGGGUUUCUUUCUUCAACUUUGACAAAAAAAAAUCGUUUCCUUUUCCUUCUCUGCUUCAACGUUGCUUGGAUUGACUGAAACCCCAUUGCUACGGUGUUGCAACUGGAGAUUUCCGCUUCGCCGCUGCUAGGAUUCUCUCCUCACUGCCAACACCUCACUGAAAUUAGGGUUCAUAACCUUUGAUCAGUGUUGAUUCUUGUGGUUCAGUUUCUCCAAAUCGGUACCAAUCUUCAAGAUCUCAAAACCCAGAAUCAUUUUUUCGUUAUCUUCCCCUUUGUUGCUUCGUUCAAGUUUACACUUCCAUGCUUCUUCCCACCAAUCCGUCGUUACAGCAAGAAGAAAGUCUAUCAAAGUCAGGAGGAGGAGGUUUGCUUAAAAAGUUAGAGCAUGAGGAUGAUUCUUCUUCCUUCAGACAAGGGAGAGGUUUAUAUACGAGGAAAAAAGCGAGCUGGUUUGACAAGUGACGAGGAGGUUUCAGGGCUUUGCAUUGGCCUUGUGCUGCUACCAAGUAGUGGGUAUUGGAACUUGGAAGAUGGUACUAACUCUGUCGCUAUGGCUAAAGAGUCGAAGAAUGUCCAUCUGCGUAUUACAACUGGUAAGGAGAUCAAAGCACAUAUAUGGGAAACGGCAGGUCAAAAAUGUUUCAGUGCAGUCACUUCUGCGUACAGAUGUGCUGUUGGAGCUCUUCUUGUUUACAACAUCAGCAGACUGCAGACUUUUCAGAGGAAAUGCAUUAGUUUCUGAAAUGCAAGGGUUGAUCUUUGGUGAUGUCUUCUUGACCGUCGUCGUCUCUUCUCACCUUUCAUGCGGACAGUUACCUCUCUUGCAGAGAUUCCAGCGAUCUUAGGAUUGUUUUGCAGGUUGAAGAUGAAGUCCCUAGACUUAGGAAUUGUUUUGGUUUUUGUGUAUUUGGAUGAUAUAUGAAAUAAUGUAUUUUUUAUAAAUUUAAUGAAUGUACACUUUUAUUAUAGAUCAAAUUGUAGUGUCUAGAUGAUAAUUGGAGCUUUGUUAUAAAGUUCAAAAAUAACACAACAAAUAAUAUGAUAAAAAAAGCUAAUACUAAUAAUUAGGAAAAAAUAAAUUUUUAACCUCAUGUUCCAAACCCUAAACAUGCCCUAAACCCUAAAAUUUAUCUUUUAACUCCAAAUUCUGUUUUUAAACAUUAAAACCAUUGUUUACACAAUAUAGAAAUAAAAAAAACACAAUUUGUAAUUUUUCAAACUUUUAAAUUUUAUAACUUUAUAAUUAAACUCUAAUGUUUCACACUAUAACCUAUAAUCUUAAAAUUAAACUCAAAAUUUUUUUUAUCUUAAUCUAUAACUUACAAAACAUAAAAUCUUCAAUCAAACUAUAUACCCUAAACCCUAACUUCAGACAUAAACCACCUCUCCACUUAAUAAGAACCUCGAAUCUAAAUUUUAAUACUUAAAAUAACUAAUUAUUCAAACCCUAUCAUGAAAUUUUUAAAAAUCAUAAAUCCACAUAAUUCAAAUCGAAUUUAUAUUAUAUAUGUUAAAUUAUAAUAUAUAAUCUUUAAAUUUAGGCAAAUUCUCAUAAUUCUAUACCCUAAACUCUAUUUCAUAAACCAUAUUUCAUUUCAUAUACCCCAAACAUUAAUAACAAAAUUUAUAUUUUAACAAUUUUAAUUGAAAGUUAAAUUUUAAAAUUUAAAAUUGUGAAAUUUAAAUCUUCGAAUUUUGUCUCAGAAUAUUUUUUGUACAUUAAUAUUUACACUAAUACUCAGUGUAUUAAAACAGAAAAUAGAAUGGGAAAAUAAUUACAAAAAUCUUAUUGGUCAAAACGAAUCGACCAAUAAAGUGUAAGGACUAGGAUCACACUCUCUUUUGACCAAAGCCGUUCGAUUAAGUAAAAUCUAAUGGACCAAAAUGAACAAGAUGAAAAGAUGUAUUUCUUCAUCGAGAUUCUUCUCUUCCACUUUCUCUACUUUUCCCCUCUUACCUCUCGUAUUCUUCUCUUCCACUUUCUCCAUGCCUUAAAACAAAAUUGUCUCAACCACCAUCACAAUUAAUAAACGAGAUCAAUAAAUUCAUCUCAGAUUCACCUUUGUUUAGAAAGUUCAUCUAAGAUUCAGUUUCCUUUUUUUUAUUUAAUAGGUUUAUACGAGAGAAAUGCAAUUGUCGAGUAAGCUAACAGAGGCUCUGGAGGACCUGUGCCGUAGCCAUCUCAAAGCAAAGAAAAGGUAGUGGCCGUGACCAAGAGGAGACAUCUCGAACUCACCCCCGUCUCAACCCGUCGUCACCGGUCUUGAGCUUGUCAUCACCGGUCUCGAACUCGUCCCUAUAGUCAUCGAUGGUGUCGCGGGAGGAAGGAGGAAGACAUGGAGAAGAAAGAGGCAAAGGAGGAAGGAGGCGGCAGCAGAGAAAUUAGGUUUAGGGUUAAUUAUGUUUAGAUUUUUGUUUAGCGUUAAUUAGAUUUUGGUCCAUGUGUUAUGGUUUACUUAAUUUUUUAAUUCUGGUUUAGUUUUGUAAAAAUAAUUUUAUUUGUAAAUUAUUUUAAUUAAUAAAUAUAAUUCAAUUUCAAUUUUAAA